Molecule: messenger RNA, 987 nt
Organism: Trichoplax adhaerens
Lineage: Eukaryota; Metazoa; Placozoa; Uniplacotomia; Trichoplacea; Trichoplacidae
Exons: 8
Coding region: 1-987 (328 amino acids)
Biological process (GO): vesicle-mediated transport
Cellular component (GO): endocytic vesicle; cytosol
Molecular function (GO): small GTPase binding; guanyl-nucleotide exchange factor activity
Source: RefSeq, a predicted model, not a curated record
AUGAACGAAAGUGCAUCUCUCAGUGAACUCCUAAUAAAUUUCCUGCAGGUUCAACUUUUUGAAGCAAUUAACCUUCAUGAUCAAAUGGUAGUAUCUCAGCUCCAUGAGACUUUGAGAUGCAUGAAAAAAUUAAAAGCGGAUAGUCGCCUUGUACUGUUUACCGCUCUGGAAACAGAUUACAAUCGUCGCGAACCAUAUAUCACAUACUUGGUUAGAUGCCGUCAGUCGCUUUUGGCUACCCUGUCAUUUCUCGACAAGCAAAUACAAAGAAUCGAUAGCUUUAAAGGUAACUGUAAGUAUUACUUCACUUCCUUAUGUGUAAAGCUAUUCUUAGAGCAGUAUCAAGAUGACGUUAGAGAAUUUGUCAACAAUUUUCAAAACACUUCUUUAACCGAUGAAAAGAAUGAAUUACUAGAACAUUUCUUAGAUCAGCUUUACGAGAGAAUUAGCCAACACCCAAUAUGGCAGACCGCUAACGAUGAACAACUUGAAGAUGCCUAUAAUGCUGCAGAGCGUAGUAUAAUGAGUGAGAUAUACAUUUACGCAUUUUAUCCUCACAGAGAUGCAGAUUUACAUCGUGAUUUGGUAUUUCAUCAACACAUUGAAAGGUUACUGGAGUUUAUCACAGAAGACCAUGAAGCUCUACAAAUACCCAAGAUAUACAGAUCCCUAGCCCCAUGGCCUGCUGCACAAGAAGAGCUAGCAUCAAUAAAUGCAUAUAAGGCACCUCAAGAUAAAUUGCGAUGUAUUCAACGUUGUUGUUCAAAUAUUAUGGACCUGCUCAAGAUCGCUAAUGAAGCAUCAGUUCCCGGAGCGGAUGAUUUAGUGCCGGUUCUUGUUUUUGUCAUGAUAAAGGCCAAUCCACCCAGCCUAUUAUCUACUAUCGAGUAUAUAAAUGGAUUUUAUAAAAAUCGUAUUAGUGGCGAAGAGCAAUAUUGCUGGAUGCAAUUCUCAGCCGCCGUAGAAUUCUUGAAAACUUUAGCCUAA